AUGGGCAAAGAGAAUCAACCACUCGAAUUCAGAACAAAACAAGGCAAUUCCUUACCCCACAAAGCCAAGUCAAGGCCAGCUUCAUACUAUAUCAUCCUAAUCGUCAAACUAUUAUCGUAUGAUUUAGUAUUAUGGUUUUUCAAUUUAGUCAUCCACACAUUCUUUCGUGAUGUUCAAUCACGAGGAAGUUUCAACAUCCCCCAAAGAGGACCAGUGAUAUUUGUGAUUGCUCCUCACCAUAACCAAUUCGUUGAUGGUUUGGUAGUUAUGGCCAAAGUCAAGGAGCACCUGGGUCGACGUAUUGCCUUCUUAAUUGCACAAAAGUCGUAUAAUAGAAGGAUCAUUGGCGAAGCUGCCAAACUAUGUAGCGCAAUUCCAGUCGAAAGAGCCCAAGAUUUGUUGAAAAAGGGUACGGGCAAGAUAUUUGUUGACAAGGAGGAUGAUCGAGUUAUUCGAGGCUCAGGCACUAAGUUUACUAGUGAAUGUCAAGUAAAGGGCUUGAUCGGGUUACCCAAUUCGUUAGGUAAUUCUUCAAUACAGGAAAUAUUUGAUGACGAGAAACUUUUACUAAAGAAACCAUUCACCUCCCCGAGGGAAGAGAUUCAACAAAGAAUUGAUGAGAAAUUGCACGAUGGUACUGAAUUCAAAAUUGCACCCCACAUUGACAAUCACAUUGUUUUCCAGAAUGUAUUCACCCAUUUGAAUGAUGGGAAAGUGUUGGGUAUUUUUCCCGAAGGGGGUUCUCAUGAUCGUCCUGAUUUAUUGCCAUUGAAACCAGGUGUUGCAAUUAUGGCAUUGGGUGCUAUAGCACAGCAAAUUGAAGCAAUAAAAAAUGGUAAAUCGGAACAUGAAGAGGUGGUGCCAGUUAGCAUCGUCCCCGUUGGGUUGAGUUACUUUCACCCACACAAGUUUAGAUCAAGAGUUGUCAUUGAGUUUGGGAAACCAAUUGUUGUGGACGAACAAAUGGCUGAACAAUAUGAGAUGAAUUCAAGAGAGGCAGUGGAUAAGUUGUUAAAGACUAUUACUCUCGGAUUGAAGGAAGUUACCAUGACAUGCAACGACUAUGAAACUUUGAUGGUGUUACAGGCUGCUCGAAGAUUGUACACCUCUGGAAAUCGUGACAAUAUUCCACUCCCCAUGGUGAUUGAAAUGAAUAGAAGACUAAUCAAAGGGUACGAGAAAUACAAAGAUCAACCAGACGUCAAGGAACUAAAAGAAGCGGUAUUGGACUAUAACAAGAAAUUGAGGGCAUUGAAUUUACAUGAUCAUCAAGUUGAAUCUUUGGACCGUUCAAAUAGACUUGUCAAUUUUUGGCGCUUUGUAACCAGAUUUUUCAAGUUUUCAUUAUUUAUGGGUCUCAGUUUACCAGGUAUAUUUUUAUUCAGUCCUGUAUUUAUAAUUUCUCGCAGGAUUUCAAGAAAGAAGGCAAAAGAGGCGUUGGCGGCAUCGGUGGUGAAAAUAAAAGCCAAGGAUGUUUUGAGUACGUGGAAGAUUCUUGUGGCCAUGGUGUUGGCGCCAAUGUUGUACAUUUUCUGGUCGGUUAUCGGUACAAUUUUCAUCGUCAAGUCUAAAGUGUUGGGUGAUUACCAACCUUCAAUUUGGAUAAUCUUUAUCUACUUUUAUGGCUGGGCAGUAUUGACAACUUAUGCUUCUUUGAGAAUGGGGGAGAUUGGUAUUGAUUACUACAAAUCUCUCGCACCAUUAUUUCUUUCAAUGUUGAGUAUCAGUGAAGAUAGGUUUCAAAUUGAGAAAUUGAAACAAACCAGGGAGGAGCUACGCGAAAGAGUGAAUUUGUUCUGUAACAAAUUUGGUCCAGGAAUGUUUGAUGAUUUUGAACAAUUUUACAAACAGUACAAUGGUCCCACCGAUGAAGAAGAGUUUGAUCUUAUCACUCUUCAAAAACAACAAGCACAGACUCAAUUCAGCAAGUUACAAAGACAAACUAGUGCUUCAUCUUUGGAUUUCAAUUUGCUGAAUUUGUCUGAUAUUCCUAUUUUCGCAGCAGCAGACUUGGAACAAGCUAAUGACGUGAAUCUUACAAAGGAGUCAGAAGAGAUUGAAAGGGAGGAGGAACUGAGAGAGCGCCAUAGUGGAACAAAUGACGAAACAGUUGAAGAAUUGAACCGUGAAACAGAAUCUACCGAUGGUCCCAAAAUGAGAGUAAGAAAAGCAAUGAAGGAAAAGUAUUCGAAUUUGGAGUAG
Messenger RNA from Lodderomyces parapsilosis, 2202 nucleotides. It is a transcript of the gene SCT2, whose product is annotated as bifunctional glycerol-3-phosphate/glycerone-phosphate O-acyltransferase. Gene Ontology annotation, biological process: phospholipid biosynthetic process. Gene Ontology annotation, cellular component: endoplasmic reticulum membrane. The record is from RefSeq and is a predicted model, not a curated record. Gene Ontology annotation, molecular function: glycerol-3-phosphate O-acyltransferase activity; glycerone-phosphate O-acyltransferase activity. NCBI's taxonomy places the organism in Eukaryota, Fungi, Ascomycota, Pichiomycetes, Serinales, Debaryomycetaceae. The transcript has a single exon. Bases 1 to 2202 code for a protein of 733 amino acids.